Messenger RNA from Cyclocybe aegerita, 675 nucleotides. The record is from the annotation of a GenBank genome assembly. NCBI's taxonomy places the organism in Eukaryota, Fungi, Basidiomycota, Agaricomycetes, Agaricales, Hemipholiotaceae.
AUGACUUCAUCUACCCUUCAUCGCUGCGUCUACUUAUGCCUCGUGGCCUCAUCUGUGUUCAUCGGGCAGGUUGGUGGAGCAAGUGAUUCUGCCGACAUUCUCAUGGGAAGGAUACACUGGCUCGAGGAAUUGGGAGGGAAUGCCAUCCUCCCUCGUCAGACUGGAAAUCCACUGCCCAAUGUCCCCCCUCAGUGCACGGCGACCUGCAAUCCCGUCAACACCGUACUAGCAGCCGGGUGUCCUAUUUCGCAAUGCUGCCAAGCUAGCUUCGCAACGGGGUAUUACAACUGCUUCCUAUGUGUCGAAGGAGCGCUCGGCAUCAACGAUUUUACAGUCGCUCAGGGAAUCGUUGACAAUCUCGUGACCACCUGCGCGAGUCGUGGAUUCGCCAUUCCGAAGCUCACAUUCCCUGGACAAAACCCAGAUAGACCUCUCUCCACAGCGAUCGCGACCACUGCUUCAAUCCGAUCGACGACGUCCCAGGUCGGUGUCACCACAGCGGUGUCUACAACUUCGACGCAAAUCACCCAGUCAACUGUCACCCAGUCCUCCAUUAGUCCCACCACACCCGCACCGGUGGCUACGACCACCACGUCUGCCGGAAGAAGGAACUCAGUUGGGUGUCUCUUGUUCAUUUUUGGUGUUCUUACGGCCAUGGUCGCUUGGCCGGAAUGA